AUGCCUGUGCUCUCAGGUAGCUUCAACCGCUCAGCCAUGGACGCACCCUUGGAGGGUGAAACAUCAGACGAGUCAAUCUCCAAAGACUGGAGCUAUUUGAACACAACAGAUUUCAUUGCCUACGACGACCGCUUCUUCGAAAUCAUCGGCCCUGACGCCGUGGUAGAACACAUCGAGCCUCUCGCUCAUCAAAGCCACGAAGCGCCCUGCUACAACAAAAAGACCAAGCAAAUAUUCUUCGUAGAAUGGGGCCCACCAGGCGGUAUCAACGGCACGCACGACUGGCAAUACCUUUACGAUGUGAACUCAGGAAACCUUUCCAAAAUCCAAACCGACCCACCAACACUCAAUGCCCACGGUUGCGUCGUCUACAACGACAGCCUGUACGUCGUGACCGACGGCAGUGGAUCGAAAGAGACCGGAGCACUCGUCAAGAUCGACCCUUCUACCUGGGAGAAAGAAGUUAUCCUAAACAAUUACUUCGCGCAACCCUUCCUCGGCUUCAACGACCUUGACAUCGAUUCCGACGGCAACUUCUGGCUCACGGACUCGAAGUCCGCUUACGGUAGGGGCCUGAUCGACUUCUACUAUCCUACGAAUCCGACGGUGUACUUUGUCAAUGCAACGACUAUGAGGCCGAGAGCUGUGCAUAUCACGACUGGGAAUGCGAAUGGCGUUGCUGUGGCGCUGAACCCAGAUGAGACCGCACGGGGAAAGCAGAAGCACACGGUGUACCUGCCUGACACGGGUGUGAGCGAGUUUCUUCCGCUCUCGAGGAAGAAUCCGUUUGGUAACAGGGCGUUAUUUGCUUAUGACGCUUUGAAUACGGGUGGUGUUCUCAGCAAUCCACGCUUGUUGAACAAUCCUAUAAGCUACUUCUACGAUGGCCUACGGGCGAGCCGAAGCGGGUUACUGUUCGCAGGUGCAGGUGAUGGCGUGGAUGUCAUUGAUCCCGUGGAUGGAUUGACCCUUGGAACGAUUCGCGUAGGUGGAGGUGAUAACCUGGCAGUCAGCAUGACUUUUGGAGAGCAUGAGCUAUGGAUCGUGGGAAGGGGUGGAAUGUGGAGGGUCAGCAACAUUGCUGAGAGACUGGACCGCGAUUGGUGA
Messenger RNA from Didymosphaeria variabile, 1107 nucleotides. RefSeq lists its product as uncharacterized. The coding region runs from base 1 to 1107 and encodes 368 amino acids. The record is from RefSeq and is a predicted model, not a curated record. The transcript is spliced from 2 exons. Lineage: Eukaryota; Fungi; Ascomycota; Dothideomycetes; Pleosporales; Didymosphaeriaceae.